AUGAAGGUGGCAUGUACGCCACGCUUCCUGCCCGUGUUUCUGUGUCAGGACGGCCUCAUCGUCACUGAGGCCAUGUACCCCACUCAUUCAACUGGCGAGGAAGACGGUGAUCAAUCUCCUGAAAUGAAGAUGGACCUGUCAGUUGUCAAAGUGUCCCUCUAUACCGAGGAAGGCAUUCUUAAGGAGUCCCAAUAUUGCACUCCCAACGGGUAGUUUAUCGAGAGAAUUUGCAUAAACCGUAACACUCGCGUGUGUGUCUGUCACUAUGCGCCCAGGUAUUACUUCUUACCGAUCCCGGAUGCGCCGAGGUCGGCGAGCCACAGACGCGCAUAUCUCAUCCGAAUCGAGGGGCCUGCAGGAUGGACCUUUCAGCCCAGCGAAGUGCGGGUGGAGAGCCUAAGCGACUGCAAGAAGGAUAUCAACUUCGUCUUCGCGGGCUUCACUUUACGCGGACAGGUGCUUGCGGCUGACGACACAGGAAUGAAGAGGGGACCCCCUGGUGUCAUGGUGACGCUGGUGCGUGGACGAGCAGGAGGAACGAGUGAGGCGUUACUGGCAACAACAGUCACCCAAGAGGAUGGCUAUUACGAGUUUGCGAAUGUGUUCCCUGGUUGGGUGACGCUGCGGGCUUCACAUCCGCAUUGGCGCUUCAGCCGCGAUGAGAUGGAAGUACAAGUGCAUUGGCGGCAUGUCAACUUGACAUCAGCGCGUGAGGGUGAUCAGCUGAUGGUGGCGGGCUUCGAUGUGGAGGGUCGAGUUGUCACGGGUAAGUCAGGGGAGGAAAAAGGACAGAAGGUCUGAAACCUGGUGCCUUCUUCUUGUUUUCGGUCAGCCAACGACGACGAGCCCGUCUCUGGCUUAGCCGUCCUUAUUCGAUCCUCCAGCUCUGCUGUGUCCCCUUUCUACAACUGUCUGCCCUCAGCCACGCAACCAACUGAAGAGGUUGCCGAAGCCAUCAGGGACGCAUUCGGCAUGGACGCAUCGCAAGAAAACGCUCUCGAGGACAUCGCAAAGCUGGAGGCGGGCAAUGCCUGUGUGACGCUGUCUCUCGGAGACGGUUCAUUUCGUUUUCCUCAAGUUCCAAUCGGAGAUUAUAUUGUGAAGGUCAUGGGGCGCCCUGUGGACGUUCUGCUUGGCUCGAACAAGGGUGCAUCCUUACCCCGCGCACUCGAGAUCUCGCCGAGAGAUAUGCCUGUGAGGGUCGAGCCCAAGAGCAACCAAUUACUGGAUACGUUCCAGGUGACGUCACGCUGCUGAUCAGGAGCAGAAGGUGUGCACGUGUGCCUCCCUUUCUACCGCAGGUCGUUGGCUUCAGUGUUGAAGGCCGUGUUGUACACGCUCUUCCAAGCAAAGGCACCGGUAGGAAAGAGAAACAGCGACCGAAGCCCCGUGUGAAUGUGCGUCCGUCUGCUGUCAUUUCAGAGGACAGCAUUGGGGUUGAGGGCGUGUCCAUCAUCCUUGACGGCCAGCCUGCUGGCGUGUCGAGGGAUGAUGGAUAUUUCACCCUGCCUCGAGUCAGCCCUGGCAGCUACACAGUCGAGCCGAUUCACGAGCACCUGUACUUUGAUCCAACACAGGUGACUCCCAUUGGAUUCGCAAACCAGUGGCGCUGCAUGAUCGCGUCAUGUGUGCAUUUCCGUGCAUGUGCAGGUCCGUUUAUCUCUUCACGAGACGGAGCUACCGUGGAUCCCUGUCUCGUCCUAUGACCUCUGUGGACAUGUGGGCAUCGAACAAGACCCCCAAACUGCACCAAGCGGGAAAGGUGCGCGUGACGAAUGAAUGGGUACAUUAAGCUGGUUCCUUGUGUACGCGCAGGCAGGGGAAUGGUUCUGCGGUCCCGGCAGGAUGGAGGAGAAAGGAGGACAACAACGAAGCCAGAUGUACGCAAAGUCUUAGAACACUUUCACAUGCACAACAGGCGGCGUGUACCGUAUUUCUGUGGCCCUGUGUACAGGGGGGAUUCUGCUUCGAGGUGCCCGCUGGCUCCUACGAAGUGUAUCCGAUCAUCUCCGAGGAGGAGACGAAGAGGGGACUUGUGCUCACGCCAAAGACAAGGGUGGUCCAUGUCACAACGGCUCCGCUUCUCACAGUGGACUUCCGGCAGAGCAAGGUGGCUGUGCAGGGCACCAUCCUACCUCUGGGUGAGAGAUAAAACUAGACGACAGAAAACGCAUUUGUUACCUGCGCUUGCUUGCAGGCAGCGCACCGAGUGUCGAGUUGAAGCUGACGCACCGAGCUGAUGCCUCUGUGUCCACAGCAACGGCAACACGUGACGGUACUCAUCCGUGGCAGUCGAGAUGCGUCUACGCAGAUGCUAUUGCCACAUCCCUUUCGCUCUGGACAUUUCAGGCAUGCCAAAAGGCUCGACAGCGCUGGCUUUCCGCUUCCCCGACGUGCUUCCCGGGUCGUACGAUCUCAGUGUGCAAGAGCACAACUGGUGCUGGGCACAGGAUACAUAUCAGGUGAAGGCAUGAGGCGUGCGCUCAACCUUUGCGAUCAACAUAUCUCCUGUCCUGUGCGUCGUCAGCUUGACGUCGGCGAAGACGACGUGACAUCCCCCCCGUUCCAACAGACGGGCUACCUCAUAUAUGGCACCGCAUCGCAUCCCUUCACCUUCACCCUCACGAGUCAAGAACAAAGCGGCAACGCAUCAGCUCCUCUAUCGCUCAUCGACUCGCAGGGACUCCAGACCAAGCCGCUAUCGCACUCGUCCCUCAUGGUGUCAUUCGCCGGUGUGCCUUUCCGGUUCUGUUUGCCCGUGAUCGGCAAGUACGUGCUGGAGCCGACGAGCGACUCGCUGACGGGGUAUCAAUUCACCCAUGCUGCGUAUCCGCUCGACACUGACAAGCUCGGAGACCCUCUCAUACUGCAGGUGGGUAGGAGCGGGAGAGGAUGAAAGGCCGGACUCACAGUUGCACUGUGGUGAUGCAGGUGACUCAUACGAAAGUGUGGGGCUCGAUCAGCAUCACCUCUGACAAAUCGAGAGGCCUUCCAUCUGAGGUUCAAAUCGCAGUAGAGGAUGACAAAGGCAAUGUUAUUGAUCAUAUUGCAGCCCGUGCGAGCCGAGCAGACGACCAGCCAUCCACUUACAGCUUUGAGUACCUGACUCCCUCUUUGGGCGACGGCAUCGUUUCAGCUCUCUUGCGCCCUCUCGCUCCUUCGUCGUUCCCUUCGUUGCUGUUCUAUCCGUCGACUGUCCCGCUGGUUCAGGAGGGAGGUGCAGCGGCCAAGGGCGGGCUUGUCAUUCGUGCAAAGCCCGGCAAGAAUAUCAGAGGACGCAUUGAGCCACCCGUGGAAGGUAUUAUGCAUGCGGCGACAAACAGAUGCAGCAUUCUUCGCACAUCCAUCUGUUGCUGUCUGAAUGCAGGUGUGCGUAUUGAGGUGCGGCAGGUGUCUGAUGGGUCCACCAAAGGUGACGUGACCGUGUACAAGACGGAUAGCACCGGCAAGUAUGAGACAGGGCCCGUCUACGAUGACAGCGACGCGGACAGGAAGGAGAGGGGACGGGUGCGCUAUGAGAUCGUGCCCUCACUUGAUGGGUACUUCUUCGAACCUCUGCCGAACAGCCCACAUGACUUCAAAGCAAGCAGGUAUGACACAUCAGACGCAGGCAAAGUAGCGAUCCAGAAAGGCUGCAUCUGUUUUUCGUCUCAUGUCCAGGUAUUCCAGCAUCGAGGUGACAGUCAUGCAUCACUACAGCGAGCCCCCCUCCUCCGAACCACUGCCUGGUGUCCUAGUCUCACUCUCAUCCUCAACACAUCCAAACUUCAGGGCGAAGAAACUGACACGUACACGUGCAAGCAUUCGUCGCUGGUCUUCGCAGCACAGGCCUUGUGUGUGUUAUCAGGUCCUGAUGGUACACUGGUCUUCGGUCAGCUGAUACCCGGGGUGUACUACCUCCGUCCGCUGCUGAAAGAGUACGAAUUUGAUCCGCCCCAAGUGAGCUUGACUUUGUCACAAGGAGAGCAGCAGCAGCUGCAGCUUAAGGCGACCAGAGUCGCGUACUCAUGUGCUGGUACGAGAAUGCACAGACAGUCAGAAACAGUCUGUCAAACACGUGGGGUGUGGCUUUCAGGGAAGCUGAAGACACUUGCUGGUUCAUCUGAGGGGCUGGGGGCCCUGGUGGUGCAGGUCAGCGCUGCGCCAGUCCCUCGAUCCAACAAAACUGCAUCAAGUAGCGUUGUUUUGUCGUGUGUAUUGCAGGCCCAUUCAUCCGGCGGUCAAGUGGAGGAGUGUGAAGUGUCGGCGACGGGUGACUACAUCCUGCGCGGUCUUCAGCCCCACAACACGUACUCACUCACCGUCAAGUCGAACAGGCCGUCGACAGAGGAGGGCGCGGCAGCCAAUGUAUCCUCUGUGAGGUACGAAAGGGCGUCCCCGGUUAGGCGGGAGGUGGCGCUGGAGCGUCGGGAUGCGCACAGCAUCGACUUCUAUAUCUUUCCUGCGAGCACAUUGAUUGUCGUCUCGGGUGAGGAGAACAGCGGAGAGAAAAGAUAGAGUGGAGUGUAAGCUUUGUCGACGUAGUGCUUGUCAAUGGAAAUGCAGGUGAUGUCAUUGAUUUUGUCAUGACACCCAGCGGCCACCCUUCUGUCCCCUCUCAGCUGUCGGCAAAGAGCAAGAUGCCUAUCAGGACUGGGACCUCAACGCUGACGGAAGCUGAGGUCAUUUUAUCGAGGGUAGACAAGGGGGAGGAGGACACGGAGACAGUUGAAGGUGCGUAUACCAGGAUGGGAGGGUGCAUGAAAGGGUCCUCACAACGUCCCUGUGUGAUUGCCCAGAGUUGGCUCGCCGGUCGAUGUCUGCUCUCGGCUACUUCGAGUUUCCCGGGGUGGAGCCAGGCGUGUACAACGUCACCUUGCUCACACAAACGAAUAACAAAGCACAAGUAAAUAACUACAGAAGAACCAUGUGCGCAUCAGUAUGCAUGGUUUCAUUUCAGGUGGUGUUCCAGAAGAGGCUCAACCUGACAUCUGCCCAGACAGCGCAGAUCACUAACCUCUCCCCUUCUGCAAUGGACGUCAACCAGUCGGCACCUCUUGUCCUUCCUGGACUCCUGAUCUCAUCUGGCAGCACUGCGAGAGAAAACGCCGCGUCCAUGAGCGCGAUAGCGAGCGCGGAAGAGGCUAUCGCGGUUGCUAGCGACAGCGAGUGCCUCUUGAGAGUGACGAGAGAUUCUCGGUAUCAUCUCCACAUCUUUUCAUCAUCCCUCCCGGCCUUCCCUCCGGCUUCCCACAAAGGCGCGACUUCGCCACUGAUGGUCAUUGUGGUGGUCGUCGCGCUCGUUGUAGGCCUUAUCAGGCAGUCAGGCGUCACCUUGCAGCAUCCAUCAAUCAAAAGAUUGCAGGAGGGCAUUUCGACGAGGUUUCCAGCCACCUGGCUGAGAAUCAAGAGCAUUGUGGAGAGUGGUACUCUUGUGAUGUCGCGAAGUAGAGAACACUGCUAG
Vitrella brassicaformis is the source of this 5443-nucleotide messenger RNA. Lineage: Eukaryota; Vitrellaceae. The record is from the annotation of a GenBank genome assembly.